AUGGCGGCGGCGGCGCGGGGAUUCGGUGGGGUUUGGUGCUGGGUGUGGCAGCGCGGCGGCGGCUGGUGUCCCGCCCCCGCCCCCCGCAGGCAGCGGGCCGUCUCCUGUAACGCGAGAGGCGGGGCGGUGCUGGCGGGGAAGAGCGGUCUUGCUCCCUGGGUACCAGUUGUGGGUCUGGAAAUUCAUGCACAGAUCAGUUCCAACUCAAAACUUUUCUCUGGUUCACAAGUCCAGUUUGCAGCACCUCCUAACUCUUUGGUAUCUUUCUUUGAUGCUUCUUUACCAGGAACUUUACCAGUUCUCAACAGGAGAUGUGUAGAAGCAGCAGUGAUGACAGGCCUGGCACUCAACUGCAGCAUAAACAAGAAGUCCUUGUUUGACAGAAAACACUAUUUCUAUGCAGAUCUGCCUGCUGGCUAUCAAAUCACUCAGCAAAGAGUUCCUAUUGCGGUGAAUGGAAGACUGUCAUACAGUCUCUGCAUAGACAACAAAAUGAGCCAGAUGGUGACCAAAACUGUGAGGAUUAAACAAAUUCAGUUGGAGCAAGACAGUGGAAAGAGUCUUCAUGAUGACACAAGGAGCCAGACUCUUGUUGACUUGAAUAGGGCUGGAGUUGGCCUCAUGGAGGUUGUCAUGGAGCCUGAUAUGUGCUGUGGGGAGGAAGCAGCUGCAGCAGUCAGAGAGCUUCAGCUCAUUCUUCAAACACUUGGGAGCAGCCAGGCAGUCAUGGCAGAGGGUAAGCUGAGAGUGGAUGCCAAUGUUUCUGUGCAUCACCCUGGAGAGCCUUAUGGAGUGAGGACUGAAGUGAAGAAUAUCAAUAGCAUACGAUUCCUGGCAAAAGCAGUAGACUAUGAAAUACAGAGGCAAAUUGAAGAACUUGAAAAUGGAGGAACAAUUCUGAAUGAAACAAGGGCCUUUGAUUCCAAGCUUGGGUGCACUGUACCAAUGAGAGACAAAGAAGGAAAACAGGAUUAUCGGUUUAUGCCAGAGCCAAACCUUCCUCCAUUGAUUCUGUAUGAUGCGAAAUCUUUGCCAGCUAAUAUGAACCAUCAGCAAGUGGUAAAUAUUGACUGGAUUCAUGAGAGACUGCCUGACCUCCCCAGUGUGAAGAGAGCAAAGCUUGUUGAACAGUAUGGGAUUCUUCCUGAACACAGCUUCACCUUAUUGAAUGAAGAUGGAUUAACAGAAUUCUUUGAGAACGUGGUAAAACAGACCCAAAUGAAGCCAAAGAAAGUGAUCGGCUGGAUUCUAAAUGACCUGCUCAGUUAUUUGAAACAACAUUCCCUUACAGUGAAGGAAAGCCCAGUCAGUCCUUUUCUCCUGGCUGACCUUCUGAACCUUCUAGAAAAAAAAGAAAUUUCUUCUACAGCAGCAAAGCAGGUGCUUGCAGAAUUGUGGAAGGGAGAAGGGAAGGCUCCUCUUGAAAUUGUUAAAGAAAAGGAACUUGAACUGAUACAGGAUCAAAAAGAGCUUGAACAGAUCUGCCAGGCGGUGAUUGAUGGACAAGAAAAUGAGGUUAUGGCGAUAAAGGCAGGAAAUCAAAAAGUUCUAAAUAAGUUAAUUGGGCUGGUACAAAGAGAAACACAAGGACGAUCCAAUCCUGUUCUGGUGAAGCAGUUAUUAGAGAAGAAGCUGUCAGAGUAGCCACAAGAGAAAAACCAUACAAGUGUCUGCAGAAGACAUGUGCUUCAUUCUGUCUGGUCCACUGCAAAUGAACUUUGGUGCCAUAGCAUGAGGACUGUUGGUUAUACUUCAAGCAGCAUUACAUCCUACCCUUCCCCGGAUACAUCAGCCCAAGGCAGAUGAGCAAAAGAAUAGCAGGAGAUGAUACAGUCAUUUGCAUCUCCCUCACUUUGGUGUGGCAUUCAGAAAUGUGAUUUCCACACAGCCACGGGAAACAAGUUCCCAGGGGUGUCUUGUGAGUAUGCAGAGAGCUGAAGCUGUAUUGGUUAGUUUUGUAAUAAAGUUAAGUGUAAACUCAGCUUUUCUAGCUGCCUUUUUGUGAGAAGGGAAAUUCACAGAUCUUGAACAUGAAAGCUGGUGGUGCACAAUAACAAGUCAUUGUAAAUUAGUGCUAGCACACUAGUAACAAUGAUUAAAACACCUAGCAGUAAUUAAGAAGACCACAUGUGCCUCCAUGCCUAGCAGAAGGGAAAACAACAUCCACUGCUAUCAUUCUUCCUGGUUUCUUAAGGAAGUGCCUGAGGCUAGUGCCACAAACGGGUAAGUGCCUACAUCUAAGAAUUAGCUGUCAGAUUGUUUGUUCACCUUCUUCUUGUUAGGUGCCUAAACAUCUGCUUUGCCUACUCACAGCUCUUUCAGUUCUGAAGAGUGCCUAAUGGAUGUAUGCCUGAGCCCUUCCAAGGCUCACAUCCCCUUAGGGCCUGGGAAGUUCAGUAUAGC
Messenger RNA from Haliaeetus leucocephalus (bald eagle), 2403 nucleotides. RefSeq names its product glutamyl-tRNA(Gln) amidotransferase, subunit B (gene GATB). Gene Ontology annotation, biological process: glutaminyl-tRNAGln biosynthesis via transamidation; mitochondrial translation. The transcript has 13 exons. The record is from RefSeq and is a predicted model, not a curated record. The coding region runs from base 1 to 1644 and encodes 547 amino acids. Gene Ontology annotation, molecular function: glutaminyl-tRNA synthase (glutamine-hydrolyzing) activity. NCBI's taxonomy places the organism in Eukaryota, Metazoa, Chordata, Aves, Accipitriformes, Accipitridae.